AUGCCACGCUCAAACGAGUGUCUGUCCAAACGCACGCCACGCUCAAGCUACUGUCUAUCCAAACGCACGCCACGCUCAAACUACUGUCUAUCCGCACGCACGCCACGCGCACACUACUGUCUAUCUGCACGCACGCCACGCUCAAACUACUGUCUAUCCGCACGCACGCCACGCUCAAACGAGUGUCUGUCCAAACGCACGCCACGCUCAAGCUACUGUCUAUCUGCACGCACGCCACGCUCAAACUACUGUCUAUCCAAACGCACGCCACGCUCAAACUACUGUCUAUCUGCACGCACGCCACGCUCAAACUACUGUCUAUCUGCACGCACGCCACGCUCAAACUACUGUCUAUCCGCACGCACGCCACGCUCAAACUACUGUCUAUCCAAACGCACGCCACGCUCAAGCUACUGUCUAUCCAAACGCACGCCACGCUCAAACUACUGUCUAUCCAAACGCACGCCACGCUCAAACUACUGUCUAUCCAAACGCACGCCACGCUCAAACUACUGUCUAUCCAAACGCACGCCACGCUCAAACUACUGUCUAUCCAAACGCACGCCACGCUCAAACUACUGUCUAUCCAAACGCACGCCACGCUCAAAACUACUGUCUAUCCGCACGCAUGCCACGCUCAAACUACUGUCUAUCCAAACGCACGCCACGCUCAAACUACUGUCUAUCCAAACGCACGCCACGCUCAAACUACUGUCUAUCCAAACGCACGCCACGCUCAAACUACUGUCUAUCCAAAUGCACGCCACCUUCAAACUACUGUCUAUCCAAACGCACGCCACGCUCAAACUACUGUCUAUCCAAACGCACGCCACGCUCAAACUACUGUCUAUCCAAACGCACGCCACGCUCAAACUACUGUCUAUCCACACUCACGCCACGCUCAAACUACUGUCUAUCCAAACGCACGCCACGCUCAAACUACUGUCUAUCUGCACGCACGCCACGCUCAAACUACUGUCUAUCCAAACGCACGCCACGCUCAAACUACUGUCUAUCCAAAGGCAUGCCACGCUCAAACUACUGUCUAUCCAAACGCACGCCACGCUCAAACUACUGUCUAUCCAAACGCACGCCACGCUCAAGCUACUGUCUAUCCAAACGCACGCCACGCUCAAACUACUGUCUAUCCAAACGCACGCCACGCUCAAACUACUGUCUAUCCAAACGCACGCCACGCUCAAACUACUGUCUAUCCAAACGCACGCCACGCUCAAACUACUGUCUAUCCAAACGCACGCCACGCUCAAACUACUGUCUAUCCAAACGCACGCCACGCUCAAACUACUUUCUAUCCGCACGCAUGCCACGCUCAAACUACUGUCUAUCCAAACGCACGCCACGCUCAAACUACUGUCUAUCCAAACGCACGCCACGCUCAAACUACUGUCUAUCCAAAUGCACGCCACCUUCAAACUACUGUCUAUCCAAACGCACGCCACGCUCAAACUACUGUCUAUCCAAACGCACGCCACGCUCAAACUACUGUCUAUCCACACUCACGCCACGCUCAAACUACUGUCUAUCCAAAUGCACGCCACGCUCAAGCUACUGUCUAUCCGCACGCACGCCACGCUCAAACUACUGUCUAUCCGCACGCACGCCACGCUCAAACUACUGUCUAUCCAAACGCACGCCACGCUCAAACUACUGUCUAUCCAAACGCACGCCACGCUCAAACUACUGUCUAUCCAAACGCACGCCACGCUCAAACUACUGUCUAUCCGCACGCACGCCACGCUCAAACUACUGUCUAUCCACACGCACGCCACGCUCAAACUACUGUCUGUCCAAACGCACGCCACGCUCAAACUACUGUCUAUCCACACUCACGCCACGCUCAAACUACUGUCUAUCCAAAUGCACGCCACGCUCAAGCUACUGUCUAUCCGCACGCACGCCACGCUCAAAUACUGUCUAUCCGCACGCACGCCACGCUCAAACUACUGUCUAUCCAAACGCACGCCACGCUCAAACUACUGUCUAUCCAAACGCACGCCACGCUCAAACUACUGUCUAUCCAAACGCACGCCACGCUCAAACUACUGUCUAUCCAAACGCACGCCACGCUCAAACUACUGUCUAUCCAAACGCACGCCACGCUCAAACUACUGUCUAUCUGCACGCACGCCACGCUCAAACUACUGUCUAUCCAAACGCACGCCACGCUCAAACUACUGUCUAUCCAAAGGCAUGCCACGCUCAAACUACUGUCUAUCCAAACGCACGCCACGCUCAAACUACUGUCUAUCCGAACGCACGCCACGCUCAAACUACUGUCUAUCCAAAUGCACGCCACGCUCAAGCUACUGUCUAUCCGCACGCACGCCACGCUCAAACUACUGUCUAUCCGCACGCACGCCACGCUCAAACUAG
This is a messenger RNA of Knipowitschia caucasica, 2394 nucleotides long. The record is from the annotation of a GenBank genome assembly. Lineage: Eukaryota; Metazoa; Chordata; Actinopteri; Gobiiformes; Gobiidae.